This is a messenger RNA of Paramecium octaurelia, 381 nucleotides long. NCBI's taxonomy places the organism in Eukaryota, Ciliophora, Oligohymenophorea, Peniculida, Parameciidae. The record is from the annotation of a GenBank genome assembly.
AUGAUAUAUGAGUUCUAGCCAAAUGGAAAUCUAAGAUUUCUAAACCACUGGAUUGCCUCCACUUCUCUCUCUAACAAUAAAAAUAUAACCAUUAUUACAAAAAACAUCCCUUUGAGUUUACCAUCAAUUUCUAUAAUAAAAAAAUUGUUAAUUGAUAAAAGUCAAAAUAAUCGACCAGGAACUUAUGACACACAAAGCCAUAAAAGUCACUCAACUGUAAAAAAAUCAAAAUCCCAAGAAGUAACCAUUAGAAAACUCUAAAUUGAUCAUUCUAAAUUUAUCAAAUCCAGUAUGGAAGAAAUUUUAAUCAAUAAAUUUUAAAGUUCUACAGAUAAGAUGAGAGAAUUUCCAACUUAUUGUGUAGAUUAGUAUUAGCCUUGA